AUGCAGGCGCUUUAUGCUCGGUUUCGGCGGCUGGCACCAUCAGGUUAUCUGCUGCAGCAGCAGUUCCAACAAACCAUGGGUGUCAUGGGACUGACGGACGACCAUUUCCUAGUCGACCGGAUGUUCCAGGUGUUCGACACGGACCACGAUGGCAAGCUGAGUUUCAUCGAGUUCGCCUCUGCGCUUGCCAUCAUGAUUCGUGGCACCGAGGAUGAGAAACUUGCGUUUAGCUUCAAGAUCGUCGGUGGCAAGGAGGGAUCUGGCGUGCGGCUGGAGGACUUCCAGCAGCUGGUAGCAUCCUACAACCGGAUGAUGUCGUCGCUAGUGGCGCCGACCGGGCGGCUGACAUCGGAUGAGGAUGUAAAGCGCCUGUUCCAUGAACUCGCAGUAACCCGAGAUGGAACAGAGGAGGAGGUCAUCAGCCUGGAUGCGUACAAGGCAGCUGCUCAGGAAAACGGCGACUUCCUGUCAUGCCUCGGGCUUGAGCCAAUGGGUGGCCGAGCUGUGCCGGCCAAGAAGCCGCAGAAGCCAGCGCCGCCAAUUCCCGAGGCUCCCGCUGCCGACGGGGUGUAUGUUCCAAGACAACAUCUGGAGGAGCUGCAAAGACGUGUGCUCACACUUCAGAGAGCCUUGGCUGCUGAGCAGAGGACAAGUUUCCUGGGCAGGUUGCCCGCCGAUCCGCCGUCGCCAGUGCCGGAAGAGCCGGCACAGGAAGACAGCUACCCCUGGUGGAUGCCCAGCUGUGGCUGCACGCCCAUGACGAGACUCACGCAGCUGCCAUGUGAGGCACGGGGUGAGAUCCUUGACUGCGAGCCCGCAGCACCAACAGCAGCCAUGGCCGCCACAAGCGAGAGCGCUGGCCAAGAGGAUUUCCUUACUGUACAGGAGGAGCAGGUCAAUGCCUUGAUGCGGCUCUGUGCAAAGUGGACCGAUGGAGAUCGUGGACUCAAUGUCGAGGCCGUUGCGCCAGAUCCCUUCCUACCUCCAGUGCUCCAGGAAGAGCUGAGGACAUACAGCCGACAGAGGCAUUUCUCAAGAGAUCAAUCUCGAGAGUCGGACGACAGCAGGGCAUUUGCCAACCUGAACUUGCCACACUCGCCCCACAAGACCUCCAAGAAGUCUGCAACAGUGAAUAUAGCGGGCAGUGCUGCAUCAAGGGAGAGCGAUGGUCAGGGUCCGGCCAUACAGGGACGACAUCGAGCGCUCAGCGUGACUUCGAGCCGUCAGCGCAGGCAGCACCGGCUGCUGGGGCCGAAGAAGGGCCUCGCUGUGCAUUUCGGCCACGAGAACUGGAAUAUGGUGCUUAGUAUGAUGAUUGGCAUCCGGAUGUCCGUGGGGCGUUCCGGGCAAGAGCUGCAUAGAGAGCUGCAGCCCGUUGACUUCAUCAUGAAGGAGAAAUUCAGCAUACUGCCACGGUUGGCCAACAUCUUUGAUGCGACCGUAUCCAAGCGUGUCAAAGUGACGCGUUUCAUCGACUAUGCUCCCAUGGUGUUCCAGCGGAUACGUGCCAGCUUUGGAAUCCACAGUGACGACUACCUUCGCUCCGUGGGGCCUGAGCAGCUCCUGGGCAACAUGGUGCUGGGCAACCUGUCUUCCUUGUCCGAGCUGUCGUCCGAGGGCAAGAGUGGCGCGUUUUUCUACUACACAUCGGAUGGGAAAUACAUGAUGAAGACGGUAACGCACAAGGAGCAGAUGCUGUUAAAGAAGAUGUUGAAGAAAUACUACGAUCACAUCACACAGAAUCAAGGCACUCUCUUGGUGCGAUUUCUGGGAUUGCACUGCCUCAGCGUCCACAAGAAUCGAAAGGGCUCGGCUGUCCAGAAGGUGUACUUCGUUGUGAUGGGCAACAUGUUCAACACCCCCUUCGAGAUCCACAAGCGCUAUGACUUGAAAGGUUCAUGGGUUGGGCGCGUCACGAAGGAUGAGGACCGAGAUCCGUCCGUUGCCCUCAAGGAUGUUGACUUCACGAAGGCCCAGGAGUCCAUACUGGUCGGCCCAGAGCGAAAGGCGAAACUUGUUGCGCAGAUUGAAAGAGAUAGUGCUUUCUUGCGAGACAACAACAUCAUAGAUUAUUCCUUGCUGUUGGGAGUCUACCUGCUUGGUGGCUCAGCUCAUUCGGCUGACGACAAAGGCGGAGAGCAUCCAGAGAGCUGUAUGGGGCUCCGGGGUGCAACUGCAGCCGCACAGACAAUAGCUGGAAUCAAUGUCCGCAUGGCCUCAAGCGACGAGCUGCAUGGCGAGGUGCCUUUCCACCAGGCCCACAUGGGUGGCAUGCUGUCCUCAGAUCAGAAGGCUUUAUACUUCUUGGGCAUCAUUGACAUCCUGACACCCUACGACAGCCGGAAGCACCUGGAGCACUGGUUCAAGGCCCUACGCUAUGAUCGGAGGGGAGUGUCCUGCUGCCCUCCUGCCAUGUAUGCGGAGCGUUUCAGUUCCUUCCUGAACAACUGCAUAAGUUAA
Messenger RNA from Symbiodinium natans, 2460 nucleotides. The record is from the annotation of a GenBank genome assembly. NCBI's taxonomy places the organism in Eukaryota, Dinophyceae, Suessiales, Symbiodiniaceae.